Molecule: messenger RNA, 2967 nt
Organism: Trichomonas vaginalis G3
Lineage: Eukaryota; Parabasalia; Trichomonadida; Trichomonadidae
Product: mannose-6-phosphate receptor family member family
Exons: 1
Coding region: 1-2967 (988 amino acids)
Source: RefSeq, a predicted model, not a curated record
AUGCUUAACUUUCUUGUUUUUCCUCGUCUUUCCCGCUCCCUUAUAGAGCGUGGAAUCUGUAAAGUUAACAUUGACGGCAACCAAUGGGAUUUUAACCCAGCUUUUGCUAACCAAACAUAUGAAUUCGAAGAUACACAAAAGAAUUACAAAUAUUUCUUCAAGCCAUGUGAUGCCCUCGACAAGAACGAUCUUCCACGUGGUGCCGAUGUCGAAAUUCGCGGUGCUAACAUGAUGCGUCUUAAUGAGAACACAAACACCUGGGAAUACACAAAUUAUCUUUCAGAAUUUGACUGGUCACCCAAGCAAUUAGUUAUCAGCUACAACGCCGACGGCCAGAUGUUCCCAUCCUUUGGAGAUUAUUUUGCAGUUGACGUUGAGAUUGACUUAAGCUGUAAUUCAGAUGUUACAGAUCCAAAGCCAAGCAUGGUAAGAUCCAUCAAUUACUACGGCAAUCGUACAGAGAUCAGAUUUAUGGGUGAACACACUGCUGGCUGUUCCACUCCAGUAAAUCCACCAACACCAACACCAGAAUUCCACAAAGUCUGCGAGUUCGUCUCUAGAAUGGAUGGCGAUCCAAACAGAGGCAUUGACGCCCACUUUGACGAUAUUACUUCUGGUCCUUUCGGUCUUCGCUCUACAGUUCAAUACAGUGGCAAAGAAAUGGCCCUCCAUCUCAAGCUUUGCGACAGAAUGCUCUGCCCACCACCUUAUCUCUGCGAACCAAAGAAUUCAUUUUCAAAUGUCUGGAUCUGCCCAUUAGAUCCAGGAGAGGAUAGGUGCAAAUCAUUCGGUGUCUCCAGAACUGAUAUUAAUCCAGCAUCUCUUCCUCAGGGAGGCGAAGCUUUCGGUUUUGAGUUAGAUUAUUUCGAUCCAGCCACAAACUUAUCUACAAAAGUAUCCGUAUCAUCACCAGAUGACGAAUACCCAGAUGGAUACAUGAAUAUCGAUACGAAUAUCUUCUUAGAUGAUACAGGUGUCAGAAUCAAGGCCAAAUCCCACGAAGCUGACGUUGUCAACAUCCCUAUUCCACCAAUUCCAUCCGAUAAAUGCGCCAUGCAUUACGAUAACUACGGACAAUCCCUUGAUCUCAACCUUACAACCCUCAAUCCAGCAGCAAUCACCGAUUUCUACAAGUGGAACGUCACAGUACAAGGCGUACAUAAGCCAAUGAUGCUCUACUACCGUCCUUGCGGUCCAAUUGCCUGCCCAACAGGCCACGACUGCAACGGCGUUGAAGAUGCAACAGUCUUCCUCUGCCUCGACCAAAAGUGCCGCGCUUACGGUGAAUUUGAUGAAAAUAUCAACUUUACAUUGGUCGAUGUUAAAGAUCUCGCCAACGGUGUUGUUUCUGAGUAUUUCGGUUUCCAGAAGAAGGCCCAAGCCACAUAUACUUGCGAUGCAAACCUCAACCCACAGGAAAUUGAGAUUAAUUCAACAAGACUCGAUUUAGACGGCACAACCCUCAAAUUCACUGUUAGAGCCAAGGCAGCAUGCGCAUCUGGCAAUCCACCACAGCCAUUCGUUGUUCCAAGGCCUCCAGAGUUCCCAACUCCACCAACUCCGAUGAGAUCUCCAAAUCCACACAAUAUCAUCCACAAUACAACACACUACGUCUCUUUCAACCUCGAUGACUUCAAAUCCGAAUUAUCCCACAUGAAUACUAAGAUCAGAUCGAAAGAUGGAAGUUACGCCGAUGUACACUUCGAAUUCUCUCCAUGGAAGCAGCUUACAUGCCCAUUAGAUCAGGGCACCUGCAGAAAGGAGUAUCCAAACAACGCAAACGCUUUCUUAUGCUUCGACGGUUCUUCUGCUAACAGAUUCUGCUAUCCAUACGGUGAUAUCAACUACGAUCAGUACAUUGAGAAGGCCGGCUUGAACAUUGAUGACGGUGUCCUCUUGAAAUACAACUCAUACCUCAAUGUCCAGACAGUUUUCAAGAUUUACUGCGAUCCAGAUGACGACUACGAUAAGUUGAUCGUUCCUACAGGCCAGGAAAUCCAACUCGAAUCAACACAGGCCGACCAAAUAAUUUAUCUUAAAGCGAAAUCUAACAAUGCCUGCCCAGUAGCAUUCGGAAAGCCAACACUUCCAAAGACACCAAAUCCAACACCAGUCCCACAGCCUAUUGACCCAUCAAAGUUCCGUUUCACCUCUAAAGUUAUUAAUGGAUACUACAUUGACCUUGAUUUGUCACAGAUACCAGCCCACAAGGAAGAGAUCGUCAUGGGAACAUCGCUUGACUUCGAACGCGCUACAAUUCAGCUUGAUUUCGAUUUGGCCAGAGAUUGUGGUCAAUCCGCAACAAAGACAUGCUUAGGUGGUGGUCAAACAUUCAUCUGGAAGUGCGUUGACAUCGACGAUCAUGAUUAUUGCUACGGUAUUGGUGAUCCAAGACAAAAAUUGUCGAUUCAGUUAACAUCUGAUGACUUAAUUGACGGUGUAACAGCUGUUUAUGGUGGUGGCUAUGCAGGCUAUACAACAGCCAUUCAAUUCUUGUGUAAUGAGUCAGUUCCAUAUCCAAGAAUUGACCUUGAUGACAUUGCAUACGAAUCUAACAUGUUCAGAGUUACCCUCUAUGCCCAUACAAACGCUGCCUGCCCUAAGAAGUACGUUGGACCAACUUCACAGCCAACAUCACAGCCAUAUCCACCAACAAGUGGACCAACUUCACAGCCAACAUCACAGCCAUAUCCACACACACCAACAGCAACACCACAGCCAGGUCCAACCCCAAUAGUUAAGGGAAUCUCAGGAGGGGCUGUUUUCCUCUCAAUUGUCUUCUUGCCACUCUUCGCUUACAUCAUUUUGGGUGUCCUCAUCAACGGAUUCAUCUUCGGCAAGUUCGAGCUUCCAUUCCUCGGCUUCUGGGAAGGGUUCUAUCAGAACUUUAUAACAGGUGCUAUUUUCGUUUUCACUUUCGGCCACCCGAACUGGUGCGGCGCACAAGGAGGAUAUGACACAAUAUAA